AUGGCUCAGAAGAUUAAUAUCAAUAAGGGACUUGGACUUGGCAUGACACAACUGGGUGCCUUUGCUCGCAUUGGAGUCAUGAUCAACGUAAGUACGCUUAUUAGGCAGUACCGACUGACUUCCAAUGGAAAGAAGAUAUCUAACCAAGAAAACGGAGUCGAACAGCGCUUUGGUACCGCAUAUGAUCCAGACUCCGAUUUCGACCUUAUUGAUCGACUGAUCCCAAAAUACUAUCUCGGUGGCUACGAUAGUGAAGACAGCAGUGUCAUCAGGAACUGA
Haemonchus placei is the source of this 279-nucleotide messenger RNA. NCBI's taxonomy places the organism in Eukaryota, Metazoa, Nematoda, Chromadorea, Rhabditida, Trichostrongylidae. The record is from the annotation of a GenBank genome assembly.